This is a messenger RNA of Drosophila albomicans, 5401 nucleotides long. RefSeq names its product filamin A-interacting protein 1-like. Bases 113 to 5287 code for a protein of 1724 amino acids. Lineage: Eukaryota; Metazoa; Arthropoda; Insecta; Diptera; Drosophilidae. The record is from RefSeq and is a predicted model, not a curated record. The transcript has 2 exons.
UUUUUAUCAUUGCUGUCAGUUCAUGCUCUGCUUAAUUUGCUAUAAAAAGGCAAAAAUCCAUUGAAAAAUAUCAUUUAGUGUUUUUUCUUCAAAGUGAACGGAACUCUAAAAAAUGGCACAAGCAAAAUCUGAAUUUAAGCAGCAGAAAAAUAUUCCAAUCAAAAAUAAAAAAAUAAAAAAAAAUAAAAUAGUGAAACCACAAAAAAUAAAAAGCAAUCCAAAGAAAUUUGUGAAACUUGCUAAUGAAUCAAUGCAGUCGCAAGUGAAAGCAGCAGCAGGGAAUCAAGGAAAGAAAUCACUUGGCGUCAAGCGCAAGCAACAAGAUGUGGACAACGGGGUGAAGAAGUUUAAGAAUAACAAGGAUCAAUCAAUACUUCGUGUGCAUAAUUCUAAUAACACCAUUCAGAAAGAGGUAAAAGAUUCUUCAUUGAAACUCAUAAAAAGCAGUGGUUCAUUGAAACAAGACAAUCUUAAGAUCCAAUCUCUAGAUGCCAAGAAGAAGUCAGUUGUGAAGAUGGGAAAAGUUGAGACGUCAGAGCAGAAUACCGAUAUAAAGAAAAUGGAUAUUAAAUCGUCACAUUGCUCUGAAAGUAUUGAGAAAAUUCCUUCAGCGCAGCAAGCAACGGGAUGUCGGAAGGGAAAGAAUAAAAUAUUAAAACAGAUGUUGGAAAACACUAAGCAAGAGCCAACUCAACCAAAUCCAAGUAAACAAAAGACGGUCGCUGGCAGCAGCAAAGAUAAUUUUACACAACUGGAUAACGCAGAAAAGAUUCUCUUAGUACAGAAAGUUCGAUCUCGUCGUCGUAAGAAACAAGCCAUGUCCCAGAUAGUUACUCAACUGUCUACAGUUAAGCACGGAUUUCCAAAUAACAAGAAUAGUUCAGAAGAGGUGGAAAACAUGAAGCCAACUCAACCUCAACCGAAAUUGAAGGAGAAAUCGGUCCAAAAAUCAAAGAAUGUAAAAGAGAUCGUUGUCGCCCCGAUAUCAGACACUUACUUAUUCGGAUCGCUUAAAGUAAAGCAAGGCGGAAUCCACAAGAAGGAUAAGCAAGAUGAUUGCUUGGAAAAUUUGAAAAAACAAAAGAAUCUAAACAUUGUGCAAGAGCCAAUCCAGCAAACAACUAAUUCUCUAAAGAAGAAAUCUGACACAUCGCUAGACGCAAAUCAAAAGCAGAAUGAACAGUUCAAUUGUGAAAAGAUUCCGAAAGAAAAUAGAGAUAUGGAGAACUCAAAAAGAUCCAAGCCACAAAACCUUGCUCAGCAGCCAAUUAAACCGGAGGCAAUUAAAAAAUCUCAAUCUGGGUUAUUCCCGAAGAUUUCUCCUAUUAAGCAAGUGCAAAUUGGAAAACAGGAUAGAAAAACUAAAGAAAAGCAGGUCAAUUUCAGUGAAGAGCUUAAAAGCAUUUUACAGAAGCAAAUGAUUAAUAUUGCCGAACAGAAGAAAACUGAAGAAGAUAAGCAGAACAUUUUGAAAGAAAUUGAAGAUAACCUCGAAAGUAUUGCCCAGAAGUCAAUCAAAGAGAAGGACUCCGAUAGUUCGCAAUCUGGGUUAAAGAAAAAAAAGAAGCAUGACAAAUGUGAAAAGAUUUCUAAAGGAUCCAAGCCAGAAAACCAAGCUUUGAAUCCAAUCAAAAUGAAGAAGGCAGAGGCAUCGCUGACUUGGUUCAUCGAAGAGAUUGUUCCAGAAAAGCAAGUCCUUUUUGAGAAACAGAAUCAAGAUACUUGUGGGAAGAAAUCUGAAGACAAGCGGGACAACUUCAAGGAAAAUUUAAAAAAAGCAAAGUUCGAAAACAUUGAACAGGAGCCAAUUCAGCAAUCUAUUAAUGACCAAAAGAAAAAUUCUUUGACAUUGCAAGACAUAAUUCAAAACCAGAGUAAAGAAAACAAUAAUCACAAAAUGCUAAAGGAAAAUCAGGACACUUACGUGAAGAUUUCGAAAGGAUCCAAGUCAGAACACAAAGCUUUGAAGCCAAUCAAAAUGAAGAAGGCAGAGGCAUCGCUGACUUGGUUCAUCGAAGAGAUUGUUCCAGAAAAGCAAGUCCUUUUUGAGAAACAGAAUCAAGAUACUUGUGGGAAGAAAUCAGAAGACAAGCAGGUCAACUUCAGUAAAAAGUUUAAAAGCAUUUCACAAAAGCAAGUACAGCAAAUGAUUAAUAAUGUCGGACAGAAGAAUACUGAAGAAGAUAAGCAGAACAUUUUGAAUGAAAUUCAAGAUAACCUCGAAAAGAAAUCCAGAGGAUCCAAGCCAGAAAGCAUUGCCCAGAAGUCAAUCAAAGAGAAGGACUCCGAAAGAUCGCAAUCUGGGUUAAGGAAAAAAGAAAAGCAUGUUAAUUGUGAAAAGAUUUCGAAAGGAUCCAAGCGAGUAAAUAAAGCCUUGAAGCCAAUCAAAAGGAAGAAGGCAGAGGCAUCGCUGAAUGGGUUAAUCGAAGAGAUUGUUCCAGUAAAGCAAGUCUUUUUUGAGAAACAGAAUCAAGAUUGUUGUGAGAAGAAAUCGGAAGACAAGCAGGACAGCUUCAAGGAAAAUUUAAAAGAAGCAAAGUUUGAAAACAUUGAACAGGAGACAAUUCAGCAAUCCAUUAAUGACCAAAAGAAAAAUUCUUUGACAUUGCAAAACCAGAAAGAAGAAAACAAUCACAAAAUGUUAAAAGAAAAUCGGGACACUUACGUGAAGAUUUCGAAAGUAUCCAAGCCAGAAAACAAAGCUUUGAAGCCAAUCAAAAUAAAGAAGGCAGAGGCAUCGCUGACUUGGUUCAUCGAAGACAUUGUUCCAGUAAAGCAAGCCCAAUUUCAGAAACAUGAUCAAGAUAGUUGUGAGAAAAAAUCGGAAGAGAAGCAGGUCAACUUCAGUGAAAAGUUUAAAAGCAUUUCACAGAAGCAAAUACAGCAAGAAGAUAAGCAGAACAUUUUGAGAGAAAUUCAAGAUAACCUCGAAAAGAAAUCCGGAGGAUCCAAGCCAGAAAGCAUUGCCCAUAAGUCAAUCAAAGAGAAGGACUCCUAUAGAUCGCAAUCUGGGUUAAAGAAAAAAGAAAAGCAUGACAAAUCUAAAAAGAUUUCGAAAGGAUCCAAGCCAGAAAACGAAGCUUUAAAGUCAAUCAAAAGGAAGACAGCAGAGGCAUCGCUCACUGGGUUAAUCGAAGAUAUUGUUCCAGUAAAGCAAGCCCAAUUUCAGAAUCAGGAUCAAGAUAGUUGUGAGAAGAAUUCGGAAGACAAGCAGGUUAACUUCAGUGAAAAGUUAAAAAACAUUUCUCAGAAGCAAAUGAUUAAUAAUGUCGGACAGAAGAACACUGAAGAAGAUAAGCAGAACAUUUUGAGAGAAAUUCAAGGUAACCUCGAAAAGAAAUCCAGAGGAUCCAAGUCAGAAAGCAUUGCCCAGAAAGCAUUGUCAACCAAAGAGAAGGACUCCGAUAGAGUGCAAUCUGGGUUAAAGAAAAAAGAAAAGCAUGACAAAUGUGUAAAAAUUUCAGAAGGAUAUAAGCCAGAAAACGAAGCUUUGAAGCCAAUCAAAAGGAAGACAGCAGAGACAUCGCUGACUGGGUUAAUCGAAGAGAUUGUUUCAGUAAAGCAAGUUCAAUUUCAUAAACAGGAUCAAGAUAGUUGUGAGAACAUUUCGGAAGACAAGCAGGUCAACUUCAGCGAAAAGUUUAAAAGAAUUUCACAGAAGCAAAUACAGCAAAUGAUUAAUAAUGCCGAACUGAAGAAAACUGAAGAAGAUGAGCAGAACAUUUUGAAAGAAAUUCAAGAUAACCUAGAAAAGAAAUCCAGAGGAUUCAAGUCAGAAAGCAUUGCCCAGAAAGCAUUGUCAACCAAAGAGAAGGACUCCGAUAGAGCGCAAUCUGGUUUAAAGAAAAAAGAAAAGCUUGACAAAUGUGAAAAGAUUUCGAAAGGAUCCAAGCCAAAAAACAAAGCUUUGAAGCCAGGGAAGACAGAAGAGGCAUCGCUGACAAAGUUAAUCGAAGAGGUUGUUCCAGAAAAGCAAGUCCUUUUUGAGAAACAGAAUCAAGAUAGUUGUGAGAAGAAAUCUGAGGACAAGCGGGACAGCUUCAAGGAAAAUUUAAAAAAAGCAAAGUUCGAAAACAUUGAACAGGAGCCAAUUCAUCAAUCCAUUAAUGACCAAAAGAAAAAUUCUUUGACAUUGCAAAACCAGAAAGAAGAAAACAAAAUGUUAAAAGAAAAUCGGGACACUUACGUGAAGAUUUCGAAAGGAUCCAAGCCAGGAAAUACAAAUUUGAAGCCAAUCAAAAAGAGGACAGCAGCAGAAGCAUCGCUAACUGGGUUAAUCGAAAAAAUUGUUCCGGUAAAGCAAGUAAGGAUUCAAAACUGGGAUCAAGAAAAUGGUAAAAAUAAAUCAAAAGAAAAAUAUGAAAAUAUUACACAGGAGCUAAUUAACAAAACAACAAAUGGAAAACAGGAAGAAGUUCAAUAUGACUUAAUCGGAAGGAUUGUUCCUAUAAAACCAGUCGCAAUUUGUAAAGAGAUAAAUUGUGAGACAAAUUUGAAACAAUCCAAGCCAGAAAAUACUACGCUGCAUCAGAACUGUGUGAAUAAUAUAAAGCCUGAAGAGAGUUUCAAAGCGCAAAUCUCCAAGAGUCCACUGAACCAAGUCUAUGAUGAUCAGUCAAAGCAAAUUAAUUGCUCGGAGAAAAUUAUAGAAAAGAGUGCGCAGAAACUAAACGAGCAAGUAAAUAUUACACAAGAAAUGAGAGUCGAAACAUCUGGGUCUGGGUUGAUCGGGCGUAUUCUUCCAGUAAUGCAAGUCGUAAUUGAUGAAGAGGAAAACAAGCGGGACAGUUGCACGAAAAAUUUAAAGAGAAAGCGAGAACCAAUUGAAAUGCAGGCAGUCCAACUGGAAAAUAAUGUACAAAAAGUGAAAUCGGUCAAAUCGGAGGGAAAAAAGCUUAAAAUAUCUAAUUUGGUAAAGCCUACACAACUCGUAGCUCCAGGAAAGGUUACAAUUUGCCAGAGUGACACUAGGAUAACAAGCCGCAACUGUGAUAAUAAUAUAUCACCACUACAGCAGGAAAAUUCAGCAGAGCAAAAUCAACUGCACCUAUCUAUGGAUGAGAUGCUAAACGAACGUUGGCGGAUGAUGAAAGCCAAAGUUGAGAAGAGUGAAAACAAAAUACGCUCCCAGUUCAUGCGAUGUACUGAGUAUGUAUUGACAAAUGAAGGAACGGAGGAAUUGAUCGAGGAGCCAAUGCAAACUAUGAAGGCUGACGAAAUAAAGCAAACAUCAUUGAUAGGAAAGUUAAAGUCACUGUUGAAACGCCGCCUGACCUGCCAUUUUUAAAUAGCCAUUUUUUUUUUUAACUUUGAUUUUUUCAAUUGUACAAUGUAAAAGUAAAAUACGUUGACAAUUUGUUUUUGGAUUUGCUCUUUUGCAUUAAAUGAUUAACCAAUACUA